GUAAUCCUGCUCGGGAGGCUGAGGCCAGUUUGAGAUUGAUCACAGGUGUCAAGCCAUCUGGGACAAUUUAGCAAAAUCCUCUCAAAAAAAGAAAAAAAAAUAGUACACCGCAUCCUUCAGGGCUCUUACCCUUGUUUUGCUUUUGUUGCCACCAGAGUUUUAGGGCAAAAGCUUGUGCUCCAGGGGUCCCAGCAGUGAGGCUCAGCCACCUAUCCCACGACUUGGGUGCUGAAGGGUAGGGAAUAAGCUUUAAUCACCUGGGCCAAGCUAGGAAUCACAGAUAAAGAGCUUCAAGCCCUGGGGCUUUGUAGAAAAGGGGAGAGAAGGCAAGGGCUGGGGUUUGCAUAGCUGGGAGUGUACAGCCAGCACUGUAGGUGAUCCUGGUCGGAUUUCGUGAUUGGUACCUUGGGCCUGGUUUGGCUUUCAUCACUUGUGGGGCAUUUAGGUUCCCACCAUGAGUGGCAGCUCCUGAUUUGGGGGCAGCCUCAUUUCCUGUCAUGUUAAUGGCACCUGCUGGGCGUGGGGGAAACUUGAUGGGGUGGAAUCUUUGAGGCUGUGCUUUUCCAACCUUUUCUGGAAUCCGAGGUGACUGCUGGUUUAGGACAAUGACCAGAGAUUUCUAGGCGUCACCUCAGCAGGUCUGGAACUAGAUGUUGACAGAUCUUAUUGUUGGAUGUUCCUGGAAAUCCUGAAAAUUAGUUACUCUUAUCUUGGUGUCCUCAGUCUUGCAGGAGGGCAGUUUAGACUAGCUAGAUUUAGGGCCAAACUUGUACCACAGACUCUUCUUAAGUUAUUAACAGGCUUGUGUUCAGAGCAGGGAUCUGACCCAAAGUAUUCAAGUACUAAAUGAAGGAAUCUGAAAGAGAGAUGCCAAGCUUCACCCUGCUCUUAGUUACCCACUGGGCAUCUUUUAAAGGCCCAGCUUUUAGGUCCCUGUCCCUGUUACACUGACACCUUGAGCCUGUUGCUGCUUUCCCAGAGACCCUAAACCAGUGAACUGCUAACUUAUUCCUACCAACUGCCAUAUCCCUCAGGAAAAUAAAACUGGAUUGAUGUUUCUCAAGGUGUGAUCCCAGGAAGGCUUAUUAAAACCUAGAUUUUUAGUCUAACCCUAACCCACCGCAAACUCACUGCCCAGAAAUACUGCGGAAACACCCAGGAGUGCUCUGUUUAGCACGUUUCCAGCCGUUUUUCAUCCUGCUGAAGUCAGAACCACAAUCCUGGGGCGGAACGACCUAAUGGAGCUGGAGGACCCGAUGGCUAGAGGGCGCCACUCUUUCCCGGCCCGCGCCUCUCGCCGCCGGAAGGGCGCUCUGUCCGCCGCUGCGCGCGCUCGGUCGCUCCCUUCCGCGUCCGGUGUCCCCUUGCAACCAUGGCCGCCGCAUCCGCUGCCGUCGGUGCCGGGGAGCCCAUGUCCCCGGACGAGUUAGUCCUGAAAGGCGACGCGGAGAAGACUGAGGAAGAGCUGGAAGAAGACGACGACGACGAGCUAGACGAGACCCUGUCAGAGAGACUCUGGGGUUUGACCGAGAUGUUCCCCGAGAGGGUCCGGUCAGCGGCCGGAGCCACUUUCGAUCUCUCCCUCUUUGUGGCUCAGAAAAUGUACAGGUUUUCCAGGGCAGCCUUGUGGAUCGGGACCACUUCCUUUAUGAUCCUGGUUCUUCCUGUUGUCUUUGAGACUGAGAAGUUGCAAAUGGAGCAACAGCAGCAGCUGCAGCAGCGGCAGAUACUUCUAGGGCCUAACACAGGGCUUUCAGGAGGAAUGCCAGGGGCUUUACCUUCGCUUCCUGGAAAGAUCUAGAUUGCUAGCUGAUAACGUUUGAGCUGUCUUGGUGGGAGAAGUUCAAACUCAGUUGUGUUUGAACUGCUGAUUAUUUGUAUUUUUUUUUAACUUUGGCACAUUGAUGUAAACCUGGAAGGGAGAACUCUCCCUUUGUUGUUUUAUGGAGACUCCCAACCUGCAGCUGUGCCCUCCACGCUGUCCUCACUGCCCUCUCCUCGCUGAUAUCAGAGUGCAGCUACGCAGACGGUUACUUCAGCUCUGGCCACCGAACUCCUUUUAGUAAACUGCUCCUACCUAUCUUGAUGGGGUAGAAACUGAUGGGACGGACACCCAACCAUCAGUGACUGGUAUUGUUUUGUUUUGUUUCCCAAAAAAUGGUGAUGUUGGGGAGGGA
This is a messenger RNA of Fukomys damarensis (Damara mole-rat), 2177 nucleotides long. RefSeq names its product translocase of outer mitochondrial membrane 22 (gene Tomm22). Gene Ontology annotation, biological process: intracellular protein transport. The record is from RefSeq and is a predicted model, not a curated record. Lineage: Eukaryota; Metazoa; Chordata; Mammalia; Rodentia; Bathyergidae. The transcript is spliced from 4 exons. Gene Ontology annotation, cellular component: mitochondrial outer membrane. The coding region runs from base 1373 to 1801 and encodes 142 amino acids.